AUGAUCGACAAAAAAUUGGCUUUCAAGAUUGUUGUCAAGACAUUUAAUUUUUCAAGAUUUGGUCGUACUUACAACAUUUCCAAAAUAACAGAAAAUGUUGACAUUAUUUCUGCUUUGGAAAAGAUUGAGAAAAAGUGUAGGAUUGGACAGGACAUGGAUACUGAAUCUGUUAAUAUAAUUGGCUCAGAAUUUGAAUCUCAAGACACAGUGGGUUGUAAGGAUGCUACUUCCCACAAUGCUGAUAGUACUCCUGUGUCGAAUAUUCCCUCUGGCAUUUGUACAACUCCAUCAUCAAGAACAGCCGACAACCUCAAUUCACCACCUACAAGUGCCAAACGUAAACUUGUAGAUGUUUACGAUCUUGAUGAUGACGUUUAUGAAUCAGCAACGAAACCUAAUGCACCCCGUAUUGGAGAUGCCAAAGUUGUUGGAACAACAAAAUUGUUGAUUCCUAAAGUGGAAAAGUGA
This is a messenger RNA of Lactuca virosa, 468 nucleotides long. The record is from the annotation of a GenBank genome assembly. Lineage: Eukaryota; Viridiplantae; Streptophyta; Magnoliopsida; Asterales; Asteraceae.